Molecule: messenger RNA, 1733 nt
Organism: Gastrolobium bilobum
Lineage: Eukaryota; Viridiplantae; Streptophyta; Magnoliopsida; Fabales; Fabaceae
Product: cysteine-rich receptor-like protein kinase 25
Exons: 3
Coding region: 105-1043 (312 amino acids)
Source: RefSeq, a predicted model, not a curated record
AUAAUUAUAUUUCCCCGUAAUUUUAUUUUUUCUCAAACGCCCCUAAAAACAAUUGGUAAAAUGCAGAAAUGUUCAACCCUGUGUAAAUCUUUCUCCAAACUAAGAUGACCAAGAUGCCUUCUUCCAAGUUUUCCUCUGUUUUCCUUUCCCUCUUUAGCUUCCUACUCUUUCCAACCGAAGCAGCUCCAAUUUACAAUUCUCAUUGCUGCACAGACUCUAUCAAAUUUCAACCAAAUAGCACAUUCCAAACCAAUCUCAACCUCUUACUCUCUUUCCUUUCUUCCAACGCCACCGAAGGCACCCAUUUCUACAAAACAAUAGUUGGCAGUGAAUCCCCUAACAUCGUCAAGGGCCUCUUCCUCUGCCGCGGCGACACCCUCACCGCCGGCUGCCACGAUUGCAUCACCGCCGCAGCGAGAGAGAUAAAACGCCUGUGCCCAGUUGAUAAAGAGGCCAUAAUCUGGUACGACAUGUGCAUGUUGCGCUACUCCAACCAAUAUCUCAACAACAUAGUUCCCGGAGUGGACAUGUCCGAUUCAAAGAGCGUAGAUCGCGCAGAACUUAACAGGUUCAACGAAUUGCUGGCUGGGUUGUUGAAUGCUCUGGCAACGAAAGCUGCGAAUUCCAUGACUGAAAAGUUUGCAACAGGGGAAGUGAACUUCACGAGUUCAGCGACCCUUUACGGAUUGGUGCAGUGCACGCCAGAGUUGUCGUCGUUUGAUUGCAACAUGUGCUUCAGAAGUGCCAUUGCAUCUGUUCCAAAUUGCUGUGAUGGGAAACAAGGAGCAAGGGUGUUGCUUCCGGGAUGUAAUAUCAGAUAUGAGCUCUACCCAUUUUACAAUAGCACCAACACGUUGACCCCUUCGGUCCCUGUUGUUCAAUCUCGUCCUUCAGGACGGAGUCGUGUUGAAGUGAUUCUUGCAUUUGUUAUCCCUAUUGUUGCUGCAAUGGUGCUUUUCACUUUUGGCAUCUGUUCUGUCAUGGGAAAGCAAGCAAGAAGUAUGAUACAAUUGUGGAGGAAAACGAAUAUUUCUGAGAUAUAGAUGAGACUGAUGCUGGAAAGUGGAAACAUUCAAGAUGAGAGAUAAUUUUCUUUAGAAGUUUAUUGGGAUAAUACUGCUGCUGAAAAUCAAGAAUCAAGAGAUUCAAGACUUACUUCUAUUUUGGAAGAUCGUAAUGCAAAACAACAUUGGAUUGCUAAGUUGUGUUAUGUCCCAGCGAAGUCAUCUGAUGCAUCCAUCGUUGAUUUGUUUGGUUUAGAAACAUCCUACGGUGGGAAUCUUAGGCAGUUUCUUUGCUACCUUUUUGUCUUCAGAGCCUAUCUGCUUAAGGAUGCAUCAUCUUUUUCAGUGGUGUGUAGAUAAGUGAACUACAACCUCAACAAUGUUAAUUUGUUCAGUGGGUUUUGAUUGCCUUUGUCUAUUUACACGUGAGAUUUGAGUAGCAGUUGCCUCGAAUGUCUAUGUUCGAGUUUUAGUUUGCAGUAAUUUCUUUUGAUUUUUCUUUAUUGGAAGGAUUGUAGGUUGAGUGUUGAGCUAGAAGAUUUAAAAUUCAAAUUGUAUAGUUUGUUAUUCUCUGAGUAGUUAAUUAUUUUAUGGUAAGUUGUAACAAAUUAGAUAGUUACCCUCUGUAUAGGGAUUUGUUUAUUCUGUUUCCUUUUGUAUAUAUGAGUUUGUUACUCAUAGCCUUGUAUAAAUACACCUCAGUUGAGGUACAGUAAAUCAAAUGAGAUC